CUGGUGCUGAGGGAAGUCCAGUCUGGACUGUUCGCAGCUGAAGCCCAGGCAUGGGGACCUUUAGUAGCACAGGUCAGGACUGUUUCGGCAGUAAAGAGAACUGGUAUGAGAUUGGACCCACGGAUUUGCUGGAGCGCAAAGGCUCCCUAACUCUCCGCUCUCAUCACAAGAAGUACUCGAAGCCAGUGUUGGUGUAUUCCUGGCAUUAUGACAGAGAAGCAUUCCCAAAAGAUUAUGAUAUAGAGGGUCCCGAGACAGUGAAAAAACUAUGUAAUUCAACAUAUUGGCGACUUGGAACUGACUGUCCUGUGUGGAUAUCAGAAACACAUGAACAGAUGUCCCAGGUGUUUUUAAACAAAGACUUCGUGGAAAAGAAGAAAAAGGCCUUGGUCAAUGAGAAAACAACAUGUCCUGGGAUUUUGGAAAGGGACCCUGAAUUACCUCCUACAGGCUUUCGGGAUGUUAAUGUGGAAUCCUCACCAAAUCAGAGAAAGCCGUGUGUUUUGACAACGUACUCUGAAGAUUAUGCUCCGCAGUAUGAUUAUCCACCACCUGCUUGUCCACGUCAAGAUGAGUGCUCCACAGUCUACAGGAAGUGCCGUUCUCAGUUCACAGACCUAAACGGCACCAAAAGAUUUGGCAUCAACACAUGGCAUGAUGAGAGUGGGAUUUAUGCUAACUCAGAGGCAAAACAAAAACUCUACGCAUUGGCUGAAAAUCCUAUUGUCCCUCGUUAGCAGCUAUAUAUGCAAUCAGACCCUCAAACUAAUGAAAAUUAAUAAAUGUAGCGGAUAAGUUUCCUUAAUAAAGAC
This is a messenger RNA of Acomys russatus (golden spiny mouse), 812 nucleotides long. RefSeq names its product cilia and flagella associated protein 95 (gene Cfap95). The transcript has 6 exons. NCBI's taxonomy places the organism in Eukaryota, Metazoa, Chordata, Mammalia, Rodentia, Muridae. Bases 51 to 737 code for a protein of 228 amino acids. Gene Ontology annotation, cellular component: plasma membrane. The record is from RefSeq and is a predicted model, not a curated record.